AUGGCGAUGCGGCUGGUGCUCCCCUUUUUCUGCCUGCUCCUGGCCUCCGCCACCGCUCUUCCGCCACCCUACCAGCCUCAGUCGGACAACGCUCCCACUUCCGCUGACGCCUCUGCGCCCUCAGACUCUGAAAAUGUCAUGGUAUGGGCCGUGGCUGUCCUCGUCGCCGGGGUUGUGAUUGGUGCCGUCUGCGCUGGCCGCAGCUUUGAUGAUGAUGGCUCCAAGGCGUCCAAAUCCGCCAAUAAGAACACCGGUGCCAACGUGCUCCAACAAGCCGUCAACGCCAGCUACAUUCCCAUGGAAACCGGCACCGAAGACCUUGCUGAGUUCAGCGACCUCUCCGUUGAACGAUCUGCCGUCAACGUCACCAACGAACUUGGCUGUGGUCGUUUUGGUACCGUUUCUGAAGCCGAGGCUCGGGGCUUGGCCGGUGGUGCCUUUCCACGCUCCGUUCUCAUGUUUGGCUCGGAAAUUUCUCUCCUUCCCGAUCUGGCCGACGGCUUUAAAAAGACCGCCCUGCUCCUCCGCCAGCUGGAGCACCCCAACGUCCUCCAGCUCGUGGCCGCCCAUUUUUCCACAGCUCCAACCUUUGUCCUCAUGGAGGCCUGUUCCAAGGGCACCCUGCUCCACGUGCUCCGCUCUUCGCGGAUCGCCGACGACGAGGAUGAGCCUCAGCUUUCACUGCAGCACCAACUCAACCUGUGCUGUCAGCUAGCCGAGGCCGUCGCCUUCCUGCAUACCCGGGAUGUCCUGAUUCAAGACAUUGGGGCUCGUAGCGCCUUUGUGACCUCUCAAUUUCAGCUCAAACUCAGUCUCUUUGGCGUGGGCAUGGCCGUCUCCGAGAGUGAUUACGAGGACUUUCACAAUGAUGAUGUUACCCUCUCGAACCAGCCCCUUCGCUGGCUGCCCCCGGAGCUCUUUGAAGGCUCCCGUCCCAUGCCCGACAGCGAUGUCUACAGCCUCGGCGUCGCCUGCUGGGAAAUCUUUGCUUUUGGCGUCAAGCCUUGGGCUAGCGUGCCUUUGAACAAAAUGCUCGAAUGGUUGCGCCAGGGCCACUACCUACCGCCGCUCGAGGGCAUGCCUGCGGGCACAUACGAGGUUUUACAGCAGUGCUGGUGUUUGAACCCGGAUGAGCGUUUGCCUGCGGUCAACGUCGGCUCCCGCCUACGCCAGCACGCCAAUCCGGCACAAGAAACCAUUUUUCCUCGCUUUACACAGCCCUCCUUUGAUCCCGCCGCGCGCGCUCCGCCCACCUCCGCCCAACCUGCCGAGCCAUCCGUCCCCACGCCCGUGCCUGGUACGGGCGACCACCCUGUCACAGGCGACCAGCCCACCGCGGACGCUCCACCUGUUGCGGACGCUCCACCUGCCGCGGAUGCUUCACCUGCCGCGGAUGCUUCAACCGAGCCUGUUGUGAAAGCGGCUCCCGCACCCUCUUCCGAAGCAGAGGAAGCCAUGCCCGAGCCCCCAGCUCGUGCCAUCAAUGCUGGCUGCCCUGCUGAGCCUGAAGAUGAUGGGCAUGAAUACGUCAACGAGGACGUGGCAGCUCAAGCCGCAGCGGGCAUCUUACCUCGUGGCGAUGAUGAUUACAUGAACGAUCGCAUCCUACGUGAGAACAUGAAUCAGCAGCAGGCCCAUCAGCAGGAGCUGAGUACCCUCGCUUCCGCGCAUGGCAAAGACCUUCCACACCUUCCAGGCCAGCCGCCCGCAGAAGCGUUACCGGAUAAGAACGCAGUCAACACCGGCGCCCCGCCCAUGCCCGCCCCAGCUUCCGAUGGCGAUGGUGAUGAUGGCUUUGGGUUUGCCGCUUCUGAAGCGGAUGGUGCUCAAGCACCCGCCCCCACAGAGACAGCGUCUACCCCUGCCCAGGAUGCUGACCACGACGACGAGGGCCCCAGCAGCAAUGGCAACUAUGUCAAUGAAGAUGCCAUCGCAGCAGCAGCAGCUAAACUCAAUAUGGAUGACGGUGAAUACAUGAAUGACCGUAUCAUUCGUGAACAAGCCGCGGCCCAAACACCACCCCCGCUCCUUCCCCGGGCGAACCCCGGCCCACAACAACAGCCACAGCCACAUCCACAGCAACAACAGUAUGGGUUCCCACAGCAGCAAGGAGGCCCACCCCCGUACACGCAACAACAACAGCAGCAGCAACCACACCAUCCACAACACAUGAUGGCUGGGCGUGGUGUCGGGCCACAAGUACGCGCUAUCCCACCUGGCAUGGCUCGCGGUCGCGGACUUGGUGGCUAUCCGGGCGGGGCGCCUUACCAGGGCUAUGGCCCACCGCCCCCGGGCUAUGGCCCUCAAGGCUAUGGACCACCACCGGGCGGGUAUGGGCAGUAUGGGCCCGCUGGCUACGACCCCUACUACGCUGCCUAUCUGCAACAGCAGCAGCAGAUGUAUGGUGGCGGUCCGGGUUAUGGACCGCCACCAGGGAUGUACGGUGCGCAGUACCCUCCUCACGGUGGCCGUGGUCGUUAUCACUAUCAACCGCCACCGGGAUCCUUUCCCAACCUGAGGCAAGGCCCACCCAUGCAUCCACCACCGCAAGGCAUGUACGGGCAUCUCGGUCGUGGUGCGCCAGCCCCACAGGGUGGACCGGGCGCCCCACCCGGCCAACUUUCGAUGCAGCAGCAGCGGGAGCUAGAGGAGAUUCGUCGCAUCGAGGCGCAGCGGCAGCAGCGCAAAAAUCUCCUGGGCAGCGAAGGGGCUAAUGCGCUGCACGGCGGCGUGAAGAGCAAUGGCUACAUGCGAGGAGAAGCCAUUGAGCAGGCGUUGUCAAGUCCAGGGGCUCCCGUGGAGCGACAACGUCAAGUAUGGGGUGACAACGUCCCAGCCACGGGCGCCGCUGCUGCGUCUGGUGAGGACGAGAUUUCCGUCGCCAAGCGCCAGGCACAGGCAGCCAUGAAGACCCUGCAGACUCCGGAUUUGCAUACCGACUUGCGCCAAAUCACUCUCAAAAAGGGCCCUUCAGGGUUUGGCUUUGUGAUCAAAGGAAGUGCCCCAGUCGCUGUUACACAGUUGGAUGCCGGUGGUGCAGCCGAGGCCGCCGGUUUGGUCGUGGGCGAUGUGAUUGUGAGCAUGAUGGGCGAGUCGGUGUAUGGUCUGUCUCAAAAGGAAAUUGUGACCAAAUUUGUCAGUUUUGGCACCGAGCCCAUCCGCCUCGCCGUUAAACAGAUGCAUGGCCCGCUCACUCAUUCCGGCGACGCACUGUUCAACCUGCAGCUCUCGCUUGAUGACAUCGCGGCGGAUGAUGUCAAAAUUCCUGGCGGUCGCCGUUGCCAGUGCUCACGAUCUCUGGGUUUGUAG
Molecule: messenger RNA, 3309 nt
Organism: Monosiga brevicollis MX1
Lineage: Eukaryota; Choanoflagellata; Craspedida; Salpingoecidae
Exons: 11
Coding region: 1-3309 (1102 amino acids)
Biological process (GO): multicellular organism development; protein phosphorylation; positive regulation of kinase activity
Cellular component (GO): signaling receptor complex
Molecular function (GO): transmembrane receptor protein tyrosine kinase activity; protein binding; ATP binding
Source: RefSeq, a predicted model, not a curated record